Arachis ipaensis is the source of this 906-nucleotide messenger RNA. It is a transcript of the gene YCF37, whose product is annotated as homolog of Synechocystis YCF37. NCBI's taxonomy places the organism in Eukaryota, Viridiplantae, Streptophyta, Magnoliopsida, Fabales, Fabaceae. The record is from RefSeq and is a predicted model, not a curated record. Gene Ontology annotation, cellular component: chloroplast thylakoid.
GUAAUAGUGAUACAUAAAUUGGGGAAAUUUUCGAAAUUAAAUAUGUUAACAAUUUGCAAAAAGCGAGUGGCCACAAGCUGAGGAUCACUGGUCAGCGAGUGAGUGAUUGAGUGUUGUGGUGACGGAAGCUAUGGUUUGUGCAAUUUCACCACCGUUUUCAGCUCUCUCUCUUCAACGUCUCAGCGUGCGCAAUGCGACAUCUUACUCAAGUAAGCCGCAGAAGAUAACUAACAAGCCAGUAACGGCCUUACCGGGUGCCGUUCCCUCGGGGCGGAGGCAGCUGCUUUUGUUACUGACGGCGUCUGCGGGAUUGGCGGCAAAGGAAGCGGUUGCGGAGGAUAUUCCACUGUUCGGGAUACGGAAGAGUUUGAAGAGGGUGGAGGAAGAGGCCGAGGAGAUCGUGAGGGAAGGAUUUGAAGCCGCGGACAAGGGCCUCGAGUCAGCAGAGAAGGGGCUGGAGACGGCGGAGAGAGGGCUAGAGGCGGCGGAGAAGGGGAUAGAGACGGCGGAGAGGGAGAUAACGUCUGCAGUGAGCUUUGGGGAUUUGGCGCAGGCGGGAGUGGUGGCCGGAGCGGAGUUUUUGGGGGUUUUGGUUGCGACGGCAGUGGUGAACGGUAUUCUUGGGCCUGAAGCUCAAAAAUCAUCGUGACUCGUUGGUGCGAAUUCGCGUUACAAUUGCUGAAUAUAUUUGUCUUGUGUUAAUACUUAAUAUUGUCAUUAUUGAUGUAUAUCAUGUUUGUUUUUUAAUUUUAAUCAUUGUUGUAGCAUCUGAUCGUAUUAUUUGGAGAUAUUGGCGUUGUAAGAUAUCCGAGAAACUACUUAUACUCGCUGCUUGUUUGUAACGUAUAAUCCCAUCAGAAAUUUAGAAUGGAGAGUUAAAUGACUGCUUCUGUCACCCAAAAUAAA